Diachasmimorpha longicaudata is the source of this 1664-nucleotide messenger RNA. RefSeq lists its product as uncharacterized. The record is from RefSeq and is a predicted model, not a curated record. Lineage: Eukaryota; Metazoa; Arthropoda; Insecta; Hymenoptera; Braconidae. The transcript is spliced from 2 exons. Bases 465 to 1004 code for a protein of 179 amino acids.
UACCAUCCUCCCAGGUCGUGUUGGAGGGGUGGUCUGGAGUAAGACGUCUCCCCGUUCCAGAGAGUUGUUGGAGAAUGCGUCGUUUGCUCAUAAAUUUUUUGUUAAAAAACGGCAAAUUCUAAUGUAUCAAUAAAUUUUUUUUUUUUUUUUUUUUUUUUCUAUCACUCGAAACUGUCCCAAAUUUCUCGAAUAGUUCCCAAAUAUUUAGAUACUAGAAUCCGCCGAUGUGAAUUUUAUUGAGCGGAACCUUCGAUAAUUUUUCUCUGAGGAAUCCAGGGGAAUUAAGAAUGUCUCCUGAUAAAUAAGUUAAAGUGAAUCGAUUAUGUUUCCCUUUUAUUAUAUUUUUUUUUCUUUCUUAUUUAUUUAUUUUUUUGUUUUCCUCAGGGCUUCGCCCCGAAUCGGGGAAUGGAUCGGGUCGACAGACAGCUCGACGAUCCCGUGUUUCGGUUUGUACGGGUCAUCAGAUGGCUCGUCGGUCCUGUCGCUUCACGCCCGGGGACUGGAAAGGCAGUUUAUCCAUUUCCCCUAAUAUCGCCCUUUGGUAUCGGCGUAAGUUGGGGCUAUCGGAGUUCUUUACCGGCGCCUUGUUAGUGGGACCGGCGCGACGCAUUUUGGAAGGAUCGGGUGAGUCCCCUUUUCGUUAUGUGGACAUCCCGACUGCCCAUUGUCCUUUCGCGGAGCAACAGGCCUGGAGGUUCUUCGACCGCGUCGGGCUCGUGAACCCGCGGGCUGCUGGCCGUUCUGCUGGGCAUUGUCCAGCUGCUGAGCGUGAGGUUCGGGUCAUCGGCGAUGACCACUCCCAGGAUGGUGGCCAUCCUGAACGACCUUUGCCCGUGAUGCCUGGACCGUCUUCCUUCGGGUGGGGUGGAUCUCGCCCAGGUGCUGGACGUCCUCGAGGUUCCGGCCGUCGACGAGGAUCCGGACGUCGUCGAGCAUCCGGACGUCGUCUCCCAGAAUCCCGACAGUCGUCGGUGAUUCCUUCUGGUUCAGCUGUUGCUCCAUAGCUGGAGUCUUUUCCCUGGGAAAACGUUCAAGAGGUUACUGACCUCUGGCUUACCCUGACGGUGGAGGGUUAUUAUCGUGUCCCUCUGUUCUCCCAUUCUGCCCAGUGUCUUUUGUUUAAUCUCUUCUACGAUGCUUGUUGGGAUCGUGUGGAGAGUAUCCUCAGGAUGGGUUUUAUUCGUGAGGCUCGGCGACAGGAUAAUCUGCGCCUAUGGUUGUCGGGUGAUUUUUGUCUCCCCCGUCUCUUUAUUGAGGUUCAUCGUUCCCUGUCCGAGGCACAGGUCCCUGUCCGGUGGUGAGUUAUCCUCUUUUUUUUUCUUGGCUGAUUGCUAAAUUUGUGGCAUUUUUUUCUUAGGCUCCUCGUAUGUAUCAAUACGGGGAUGAUCCUCUGGAAUAUCUUCGAUAUUUGUCCGGGGAUCCUACUCUCGGGGAGGACAUUCUCGAUGAGUACGACUGGUUUGCCUUCUUUGAGUAUGUUCGUGGGGAUGCUUUUGUAUGUGUUUUUUUUUCUUUUUCUAUUUGUUUCUCCUGAUCGUGAUCCUUGUUUUUGCCAAUAUUUUUAUACUUUGUUUUCUUUUCAGGAUCGUAUUCGCGGUGUCUAAGGCUGAGGGAAUCCUCCCGGUUCUUUUGGUGCGGCCAUCGCAGUGACCUUCCCUGGUUUG